ACAGAUUAUCAAGGAAACACAGCUCUUCACCUUUGUGGCCAUGUGGAUACUAUUCAAUUCUUAGUUUCCAAUGGACUCAAAAUCGAUAUUUGGUUUUUACUCUCCAUCCCCGUCAUUUUGUUUUUGAAAUGGGUGAAGUGUUUGUUUCAGGCCCGUUUCUUUUCUGUUUCCUUCUUGCACAGUGCCAUGGAAAGCCAUUCUCUCCUCAAUCCCAACCUACAGCAAGGCGAAGGAGUCCUUUCCAGCUUUCGAACCACGUGGCAGGAGUUCGUAGAGGAUUUGGGCUUCUGGAGGGUCUUGCUCUUGAUCUUCGUCAUAGCUUUGCUGUCUCUUGGCAUUGCCUACUACGUGAGUGGGGUGCUACCCUUCGUGGAAAACCAGCCCGAAUUGGUGCAUUAA
Molecule: messenger RNA, 399 nt
Organism: Propithecus coquereli (Coquerel's sifaka)
Lineage: Eukaryota; Metazoa; Chordata; Mammalia; Primates; Indriidae
Gene: ANKRD46
Product: ankyrin repeat domain 46
Exons: 3
Source: RefSeq, a predicted model, not a curated record